UGCGUGACUUUAGCAGGUGUGAGUCGGUACGCAAAGACCUGAGUCGAGUAUACGUCUGUUUCUGAUGGUCAAUCAAUCGAGGUAUAGGCGGCAUCCAUGGUUGCCGAGCAGCCGUGAUCUAAGAGCUGGUAUGCUUUGUGAUUCAGGUCAUGAUCAACUAUAUCGCUGCAUUCAUGCUGCUCUCGAAUCAAAGUUUGGUCUGCUUGAAGCUCGGGAACUCCUCGUGGCUCGAAAAUGUUCGACUCGCACAGACGUACGCUGCAGCUCGACCAAGCACGCAGAGCUCGAAUCAAGAACUCGUACAAGUUGCAUCCAAGGACUCUGUUUGCUUGGCGGUGUGUGAGAGCGUGAUGCCACGAGCUCUUUGGCUUGCUGAGUGCGAAGGCUACUGAUCCGCGCGACGGUGCCUGCCACUUGCCGCAUUUGUGAGCGAAAGAGUAAUGCACCGUAGCAGAAUUCGCAACUCACGGCUCACGCGACUGCCGGACCGGACUGUCCGCCACGAGCACCACUUGUCCGUCUUUCAAGCUUCCAACCCCCCAACUCCUUUCAGGUCGGCCGAGUCUCAGUCAACAGCGACCGCCAGCGACGCAUUCCCGCGCCCAUAGCAACCACAAACUCGAUUGCAUUGCUGUCAUGGAUGCAGG
Ceraceosorus bombacis is the source of this 647-nucleotide messenger RNA. The record is from the annotation of a GenBank genome assembly. Lineage: Eukaryota; Fungi; Basidiomycota; Exobasidiomycetes; Ceraceosorales; Ceraceosoraceae.